Messenger RNA from Sander lucioperca (pikeperch), 1903 nucleotides. Its product is annotated as zinc finger protein 135-like. Gene Ontology annotation, molecular function: RNA polymerase II cis-regulatory region sequence-specific DNA binding; DNA-binding transcription activator activity, RNA polymerase II-specific. Lineage: Eukaryota; Metazoa; Chordata; Actinopteri; Perciformes; Percidae. Gene Ontology annotation, biological process: regulation of transcription by RNA polymerase II. The coding region runs from base 186 to 1565 and encodes 459 amino acids. Gene Ontology annotation, cellular component: nucleus. The transcript has 2 exons. The record is from RefSeq and is a predicted model, not a curated record.
GCCCGGAUGAACCUGUCUGAAUGGACUUUGUGCUGCUCUGCUCACCUUUGCUCUGAAUGUUUUACCUCUGACUCAUCUCCCGGUAGCUACAAAGCUAUUGACGCUAGCAACACAGUUUGAAGGAGAGCAAACUGUGUUUUUGACGGAGUUUGUUCGGAGGAAAAGUUUCUGUCAUUGUGUGAAAAAUGUCUAAAGUCCAAAUGCUGAGAGCGUCGGUGGAGCAGCGACUAACUGCGGCUGCUGAAGAGAUAUUUGGGCUGUUUGAAGGAACGAUAGCAGAGUACGAGGAGGAACUUUGUCGUUCAAAAGAGAAGAACGAGCGACAACAGAAACUGCUGGACGCUGUUUUAAACCCUCAGCUUCGGUUACACAGAGCAGACGUCCAGCAGCUGUCGGUGGUUAAAGCAGAGGUUCCCCCUGAGCAGCAGGAGUGGAGCUCCAGUCUGGACCAGGAGGACCCAGAGCCCCCCCCACACAUUAAAGAGGAACAGGAGGAACUCUGGACCAGUCAGGAGGGAGAGCAGCGUCAAGGGCUGGAGGAGGCUGAUAUCAAGUUCCCGUUAACUUCUGUCCCUGUGAAGAGUGAAGAAGAUGAUGAAGAGAAAGCUCAGUCCUCACAGCUUCAUGGAAGCCAAACUGAGGAGAACAGAGAGGCAAAGAGAACAGGAGCUGAUGGAGAGGACUGUGGAGGACCAGAACCAGCCAGGAACUCAGAUCCAGAUAGUCCUUUACAACCAGCUACUCAUGACAAGACUUCAGACUCCUCUGAAUCUCAGACUGUCAGCGGUGAUUUGGAGGAGACUAGGGAACCUCAGUCAGGUUUAAACCCUCUGAAAAACAAUGAAGUAGCUGUAAGUGAUGUGGAAUGUAAUACUGGAAACACAUCAGUUAGCUCCUCCGAAUGUGCUGGAAGCUUUGGCCACAAGAAACCUCUGCAGAAACACUCUGGAGUCCAAACAGGAGGGAAAACAUAUUGUUGCUCAGUUUGUAGUAAAGGAUUUUCAUAUCCUUGUAGUCUGAAACAGCACUUAACUGUCCACACUGGGGAGAAAUCAUUUAGUUGCUCAGUUUGUGAUAGAAGAUUUGCACUAAAGCAACAUCUGACACGACACUUGGCUUCCCACACUAAGGAGAAAUCAUUUAGUUGUUCAGUUUGUGAUAAAAGAUUUGCACAAAAGCAUUAUCUUAAUCGACACUUGGCUUCCCACACCGGGGAGAAAUCAUUCAGUUGCUCAGUUUGUGAUAAAAGAUUUGCACAAAGUAAAAAUCUGAAACGACACAUGGCUGUCCACACAAGGAAGAAACCAUUAAGUUGUUCAGUUUGUGGUAAAGGAUUCUCUCUUAAGAAGGCCUUAACGAACCACAUGAAACUUCAUUCAGAAGGGAAAAUGUUCAACUGCUCAGUUUGUAAAACAGGUUUCAGUAGCAAAAGCAAUUUGACGAGACACAUGAGAAUCCACACGGGGGAGAAACCAUUUAGUUGUUCAGUUUGUGAUAGAAGAUUCUCUCAGCUCAGUCACGUUAAAAGUCACAAGUGUGUUGGUGAGAGCAGCAGAAAGAAGUGAAGCUGCAGAGAUGCUCGCUGAGACAAGUUCUUCUCCGGCAGGAUUGUAAAGUUCUGAAAGCAAGACUUGGUUCAACACUGAUCAGCUAAAAAACUGUCAGAUUUAAGGCAGAAACAGACUCUAAACGGAGCUUUUUCAGCUCAAACAAAGCUACACAAUCAUUGUUAUUCUGUUUCUCUUUGUCUCUAUUUUGAUUUCUAGCCAGUGUGCCUUUUUUGGUAUUCCAUUUAUUCGUUGAUUAAACUUUUAUGGUUUUAAUAGGGGUGGGAAUUGAUUCGCACCUCACGAUUCGAUUCCGAUUCAGAGGCCAACGAUUCAAUUCGAAACCGAUUAUCGAU